This is a messenger RNA of Dendronephthya gigantea, 710 nucleotides long. RefSeq lists its product as uncharacterized. The record is from RefSeq and is a predicted model, not a curated record. The transcript is spliced from 4 exons. Bases 70 to 696 code for a protein of 208 amino acids. Lineage: Eukaryota; Metazoa; Cnidaria; Anthozoa; Malacalcyonacea; Nephtheidae.
UACACUGCAGGUGAAGAGGUUGAGCAAAUCAACAGCUACAUCUCGAGAUUGGGAUCAACAACAAAAUACAUGCAUGCAGCAGGUCGCAAUGAAGCACAAACGGAGCAUGUUCUUCACUGGAACAAGUUAAAGAUUCUUAAGCUGCCAGUCACUCUUUGCAAGGAAUAUGUUUAUGUAAAGAAGUUAAUAGAAGAAAAUAAGAAGGAACUUGAUGAGCUGGUAAACGAGCUAAAUCUUUCCGCGUAUCGUGAAGAGUUCGGUAAUUGGGCUGCUGAAAUAACAGCGUGUGGGAAACGGUCGAAGUUUGAGAUGACGAAGCGUGAAGGUGAUCUUGUUUCUUACUAUGAGCUGUAUACCGAAGUUCGCGAAGCUAUCGCUUUGAAGCCGUUCCUCGAUGUUGCUGGUGAUGAAGCUGAAACAGAAAUAAACGACGGGAAUUCAGGAUUGUAUGCUCAAGCCUUGGCAAAACAUCAGGAAAUGGAUAAGAAAGAAAAGAAAUUAAGAAACCUUGAAUCGACUCUAUGUAUAGUUGGAAAUGAGUUAGGGAAGCAACAAGCCCUGCAAGAGGGGAAAAAUCUUUUGGCUGUUAGAAAAAGAAUUUCUAUUCGCGAAGUGAUUGAAAUGUUAUGCUUUUCUAUUUCACAGCAAAAGAAAAAUAUUAGCCGCCUAGCAGGUUUAAGUAUACAUUUAUUUUAACAGAAACUUUAAUA